AUGAAAACCUGUGAAAAGGACGCCGAAAAUAACCACUUUUGGCGCCAGAAACGGCCGCCUGUUUCUAGCCUCUCCAUUUCCAUGGGCGGGUUCCUAACAUUAUCAUCCCUAAAAACAGAAACAGCAAGUGCAAAGAUGACGAGAAAAGCGUCGCAUACCAGUGGGAUCGCACUGGAUGGGGCACAACGAUUAGUCAGGGUAAUCAUCAUUGCUGCCCUAAAAGCGAGCCCAUUCCUGUUGAAAAUUGCCACUGGGUUGGCAAAGGAAGACACUUACGGUGCAUAUAACUGGGGUCGGAAGAAGGCACUUUGCUGCUCUCCCAAUCCAACGGCCCUGGAGACUUUGACAUGCGAUGCCGAUUUGUGCAGUGACUUUGACGAAGGUUGCGACGAGGAGGAUGGCUUUGUAGGUGAAGGUGACGGGUAUUAUACCCUGCUUAGCAAGCGCUCCUAUGAACUCUCUAAUGGCAAAAGAAUGUGGAGUUAUGGACCGCCUCAUGUCAUUGAGUCAAGAGUGGCAACAGUACCCGGCAAGGCGAGGUCACUAAAGAUAGCGAUUGAUGCGAUCACGGGCUCGAGUCUAUUCAAGGACGGGAUGAAGAGGCUAUUCAGACCGUACCCACCAGGGCUCAAGGUAUUCAAAGGAGAGGGAUCGUCCACUUUGGGUCUCGCUGGAGGCUUCAGCAUGUUACAAGAUGGUUCUCACGCGGAGCAUAUGAUGGAGGUGAAUACCACUACUCUGUCGCAUCCUUCUGGUUUUGAAGCAUUGGCUGACCAGACGAUCGAGCUAAAUAUGAUCCUGAAGUUCCUAGUAACGACUUUGUCGGGAGAUUUUCCAGACGGGAAUCUGAUGAAAGCCGCAAAGAUAGAUCUAGCGAACUUUUUGGCUAGAUGGAACAAAGUAUAUGAUGUAUCUCUACCGCUGGUAGGACAACUUGUCACUGAUGUUAAGGGUUGGGCUGCCCCAAUGACUCCAAAUGAUCGUGUCUUUGAGAUUUUAGGCUCCUACGCCUAUCGCACGGGAAUGUCUAUCCUCGAGGCUGAGAUGAACAUUAUCAAGAUGACUCUUUGGAUGGAUUAA
Messenger RNA from Penicillium concentricum, 1080 nucleotides. Its product is annotated as bacteriodes thetaiotaomicron symbiotic chitinase variant 3. The transcript is spliced from 5 exons. Lineage: Eukaryota; Fungi; Ascomycota; Eurotiomycetes; Eurotiales; Aspergillaceae. The record is from RefSeq and is a predicted model, not a curated record. Bases 1 to 1080 code for a protein of 359 amino acids.